Hippocampus comes (tiger tail seahorse) is the source of this 1901-nucleotide messenger RNA. RefSeq names its product even-skipped homeobox 2 (gene evx2). Gene Ontology annotation, biological process: regulation of transcription by RNA polymerase II. Gene Ontology annotation, molecular function: DNA-binding transcription factor activity, RNA polymerase II-specific; RNA polymerase II cis-regulatory region sequence-specific DNA binding. The record is from RefSeq and is a predicted model, not a curated record. Lineage: Eukaryota; Metazoa; Chordata; Actinopteri; Syngnathiformes; Syngnathidae. Gene Ontology annotation, cellular component: nucleus.
UCACAUCUCAUAGAGAGAUGAAAUGAGCAUUAAAAUUCACACGCAAGACACUGGCACAACCCCAAAAACGAAGCAAAAUAAACUAAAAGGUGGGGGUGGCAUUAAAGGCUCGAAAGAGGAGGGGAGGGCCGGCGGGGCUGCGAGGGGAGGGAAACAAUAGCGAAUCAAAGCAUAAUAAUAUUCCUAAAUGAAGAGGGAAAUGUUGCAGCGCUCAUUUUAUUAAUCAGACUGUCAAAGUGAGCCAGGCGGGAGGCCAAAGAGCCAAAGAGCUGCGAGGUGCGCCCUCAAAUCCUCACUCACUUCUCUUCUGCUCUCCUCUUGGAUAUUAUUCGUCUGACCGAAGGCCGCCUCCAUCAUCAACUGACAGCCCUCUCCUAUUUAUUUGCUGAUAAACCUGUUACAAUAAAUGAUCAUUGGAGUCGCGUCAGCCUGCAGAGAGUAUUUUUUUUUGAGGGGGGGGGGAUGAAUGACAUAUUGCCGGCGUGCAGGGGAGGAUGCCAGGCACAUUUUGAGCACGCUCUCCUCCAUUUCUUUCAUUUAUUGCGUGUUGCUUAUAAAAAGCUUUAGAGACCUCGCAGAGACACUUGCAUGCGGAUUGAGCUCCCGCAUUCAGCCCCCGCACAGGACCACUUUUCUUCCUCCUCCUCCUCCUCAUCCUCCCCGCACGCCUUGAUGAUGGAGAGGAUAAGAAAGGAGAUGAUACUGAUGGAGAGGGGGCUGCAUAGUCCGGUGGCCGCCAAGAGGCUCUCCGAUUCGGCCGGCAAUUCUGUACUGGAGGCCCUGGAGAACUCCCAGCACGGAGGACGCCUCAGCCCGAGAAUCACGUCCGCGUCCCUGCACGGGAGCCUCGCGGACAUGCCCAGUAAAGGCAAGUUCGAGAUCGACAGCCUCUUCGGGUCACACCAGGGUAGCGAGCACAGCCCCUCGGCGGACAUUUCGUCGUCUGAGAGCCGGAAGAAGAUGAGCCUUUACUCGGAAGUGUCCCAGGAAUCGGACAUCAACAGUGAUGUGGAAGUGGGCUGCCCCACGCAUCGCUCGCCAAGUCAGCACAAGGAAAACAACAAAGGUUAUUCAGAUUCUGGCUCGUCCAACACAAGUUCGAGCUCACUGUCCGGUAUGAACGGAAACUCCACGGGGGCGUCCAACAACAACUCCAACGCUGAUCAGGUCAGGAGGUACCGCACAGCCUUUACCAGGGAGCAAAUCGGCAGGCUGGAGAAGGAGUUUUAUCGGGAAAAUUACGUCUCCAGGCCGAGGAGAUGCGAACUGGCCGCUGCUCUCAAUCUGCCUGAAACCACCAUCAAGGUGUGGUUCCAGAACCGGCGCAUGAAGGACAAGCGUCAGCGGUUGGCCAUGUCGUGGCCCCACCCGGCGGACCCCAGCUUCUACACCUACAUGAUGACCCACGCGGCGGCCACGGGGAGCCUCCCGUACCCGUUCCACUCCCACAUGCCCCUGCACUACUACCCGCACGUCGGCGUGACGGCGGCCGCAGCCGCCGCAGCCGCCUCGGGGGCGGCGUCGUCGCCCUUCGCCACGUCCAUCCGGCCCCUCGACACCUUCCGCGCCCUCUCCCACCCCUACUCUCGGCCCGAGCUCCUGUGCAGCUUCCGCCACCCGGGACUCUACCAGUCGCCGGCGGUCGGCGCUCCGUCAGCCGGCGGGCCCUGCUCGUGUCUCAGCUGCCACAGCAGCCAGGCGGCCGGCGCGCUGAGCUCGAGGGCCGCCGGCGCCGGCACCGACUUCACCUGCACGGCCUCGGGACAAAGGUCGGAGAGUGGAUUUUUGCCCUACUCGGCGGCUGUGCUCAGCAAGACCUCCGUGCCCUCGCCGGACCAACGAGAGGAGACGUCACUCAACAGAUAACUGUCAACAACACUCAACGGCCCGAUUUUUUUUUU